AUCUUAUCUGUGAUAAUAGUACACUGUUUUAGUGUUUCCGUUAAAUACUUGAUGUUUAAAUAAAUUAAUAAUUUUAAUUAACAAUUUAUAUAUUUAUUCGAUUUUCUUAAAUUAUUUAAUUUACUUCAUAUGGAUUUCGGCAAAUAUAAUGUGUACACUAUAUCAGACUCUGAAAAUGAGUCUGUAAUUUUAGAAAAUUGUCCCAGUCCUAAAAUUAAUUGUUCAAAUUUUAAACGUGACCUUUCUCCAGAUGAACCAGAAUUUUUUCAUCAAGUUCUCAAAAACCAAAAAAAAGUUAAUUUAGAAACGCAUAAUUCAAAUGAUAGUUUGCUGAUUUCUGAAAGUUUAACUAAAGAUAAUCAAAAUUUUGAUGAUGUUUGUAUCAUAACAAACAAUGAAAAUUUAAUGUCACAUAAAGUAAAAUCAAAAAAAAGAAAAGUUGUUGAAGACAAUCACAUGACUGAACUAAAUUUACCUGUUUAUGGAUUGCAGACAUUGGAUGAACCAAAAAAAAGAAAACGGCUAACAAAAGAUGAAAUAGCUGCAAAAAAGUUAGAAGAAUUAAAAAGGAGAAAUGAAAGAAAACUUAUAAUUGAGUCUUUAAAACGAAUAAAACCUAGUGAAUGUAUAAAAUACAUUACAGUUCACAUUGAUGCUAAUAUUCAGAUUUGUGAGUUUAGUGAAGAUAUAUUGAAUGAAUUAAAAUCUAAUGGUAUGCAAUACAAAGUAGAUAUAAAUCCAAAUGCUCCUUACUCAAUUACUUGGUCCAGAUGUAUUACUGAUAAUAUUGUAGAAAUUGAUAACUAUAUGCUUUUAAUUUGGAACUUCGAAAUUAUUAAAAAUUUAAUAUCAUCAAAUAGGUUGAUAGAAAAUAUAAAUAAAUUUAAGCCUUACAAAAAUCAUAUUUCUCUUAUGAUAUAUGGGUCUGUUGAAGAAUUCAAGAAAACUAAAUCUCGAAAAAAAGGAACAUUCAAUAAAACAAUAAUGCUGAAAAAUCUUGACCAUAUGAUGUUAAGCUGCGGUGUAUCAUUUCGUUUGGUAGAAACAAAAAAUGAAGUAGGAUCAGCUGUAUCUCAUUUGACAAAAUCUGUUGCUCAAAAGCCAUAUAAAUUAAAUAAAUAUAAAGAAGAAUUAGAAGGUUGUGAAUGGUAUGCUUCUGGUCAUUCAAAAAAUUGUGUUUCUGUUGAUAAAUUUGGUACAGGUUUGAAUCAGCUUUGGAGGCAACAACUUUCUCAAUUUCCAUUGUGUGCUCUUGAAGCAAGUGAGGCAAUUGCUUCUAUAUAUGAAACACCUCUACAAUUAUUAGAGGCCUAUGAAAGUUGUAACUCAAAAUUAGAAGGAGAAUUAUUGCUUCAAGAUAUACCUGUUCGUAGAGGGUUUGGACCUUUAGCUGUUACAAGGCGUGUUGGACCUGAACUCAGUAAGAAAAUAUUUUUAUUUUUUACUGACACAACAGGACAAGCAACUAUAUUUAAAGAAUAAAUAAACAGUAUGAUUACUAUUUAAAUAAAAACUUAAUUUUGUUUAUUUCUCUGUAAAAUUUCAUAAUGUCAUUUUUGUUAAUAUUUUUUUGUUUUAAUAUUGAUUAUAUUAUAUUUAUAGAGUGA
This is a messenger RNA of Daktulosphaira vitifoliae (grape phylloxera), 1607 nucleotides long. RefSeq names its product crossover junction endonuclease EME1-like. The transcript is spliced from 11 exons. NCBI's taxonomy places the organism in Eukaryota, Metazoa, Arthropoda, Insecta, Hemiptera, Phylloxeridae. The record is from RefSeq and is a predicted model, not a curated record. Gene Ontology annotation, cellular component: Holliday junction resolvase complex; nucleus. Gene Ontology annotation, biological process: resolution of meiotic recombination intermediates; replication fork processing; mitotic intra-S DNA damage checkpoint signaling. The coding region runs from base 130 to 1482 and encodes 450 amino acids.